Messenger RNA from Aspergillus versicolor CBS 583.65, 1883 nucleotides. Its product is annotated as flavin-containing monooxygenase. Bases 1 to 1719 code for a protein of 572 amino acids. The record is from RefSeq and is a predicted model, not a curated record. The transcript has 8 exons. NCBI's taxonomy places the organism in Eukaryota, Fungi, Ascomycota, Eurotiomycetes, Eurotiales, Aspergillaceae.
AUGACUUUAACCUCAAGCGAAACCAUGCCAGCUACAAACGGCACCGCCCACGAUGACUGGGCAAUUGACACGUCUGCCUUUGCCUUUACCCCCCGCAAGCUGCGCGUGGUGUGUAUCGGCGCGGGCAUUUCUGGGUUGACCAUGGCGUACAAGCUGAAGCAUGAGCGCCCGCUUGACUAUAUAGACUUCACCAUCUACGAGAAGAAUCCUGAAGUCGGCGGGACGUGGUAUGAGAAUGUCUACCCGGGUGUUGGAUGUGAUAUCCCAAUUCACAGUUAUGCUUUCUACUUCAAUCCCAACCCCGACUGGUCGCAGUGCUAUGCGAAGGGACCGGAGAUCCAGCAGUAUAUCCUUGAAACAAUCAAGAAGUUUGGUUUGGAUGAGAAGGUGCAGCUUAAUACCAAAGUCAUUAGUUCGGUUUGGAAUGAAGACCAAGGCCAUUGGCAGCUGAAGCUUCAGCGCGGUGAUGAGGUGGUCGAGGAUAAGGCUGAUGUCCUUCUUGAUGGAAGUGGUAUUCUCAAUAACUGGAGCCUUCCGGAUAUUGACGGCCUCGAUACAUUCCAAGGAAAGGUGCUGCAUACAGCCAAAUGUAGGGACCUCGACUAUGACUGGACUGACAAGAAGAUUGCUGUUAUUGGCAACGGCUCCUCAGCACUACAGGUCAUCCCCGCCCUACAGCCAAAAGCUAGCAAACUCGUUAACUACAUCCGGCAUCCAACAUGGGUAUCCACCAACCUAGCUGGCGAUAUUACCAAAGACAAAAUGGGAACAAACUUUCAAUAUACAGAGGAGGAGAAGAAACUAUACCGUGAGGAUCCAGCCAAAUUCCUAGAGUAUAGAAAAUACAUUGAACGAUCAGUCAACAUUACCUACCAGCUCAUGCUCUCCGGCUCCCCCGGAAACAAAUUCUUAUAUAACCUCGUUAACGGCGUCAUGCGCGCCCGUCUCGCUGAAAAUCCCCAUCUCAUCGACAAACUCAUCCCAGACUAUGAGAUUGGCUGUCGUCGCCUUAGCCCCGGAGACGGAUAUCUAGAAGCCAUGCAAGAGCCUAACGCGCGUUUCUGCUUCGACCCGAUUACACGAAUCACGCCUCGGGGGAUCAUCACGAAAUCCAAAUCCGAAUCCGCGGAGGGAAAGGAGGAAGAAGAGGAAUUCGACCUAAUCGUCUGCGCCACCGGAUUCAACACCUCGUUUAUUCCCCCCUGGGAGCUGGUCGGACGGGACGGGCGAAGACUCGAUGAAGAGUGGAAGGAUAUCCCACAGGCUUAUUUCUCUAUGUGUGCGCCUGGGAUUCCGAAUUACUUUAUCUUUACUGGGCCUAAUAAUCCAAUUGGACAUGGGUCUGUUCCUGCCACGAUAGCCUGGUCGGGGGAUUAUAUGCUGGAUUGGAUUGAGAAAAUUGCAAACGAGGAUAUCAAGUCUAUUGCCGUGAAAGACGAUAUUGUGUGUGCAUAUAAUCGCUACGCGGUUGAGAGCUUGAAGCGCUGCGUGUGGUCCAAGGGCUGCACGGCCUGGUAUAAUAAGAAGAACGGGCAGAGUACGACGGUGACGGCGAUGUAUCCAGGAAGUGUGCUGCAUUAUAAAGAAUAUAUCAAAACCAUCCGCCCUGAGCAUUUCGACAUCGGGUACAACACGUCCAAUCCAUUCCGGUAUCUGGGGAAUGGGGAACUGGAGUUUGAGAGGGCUGAGGAUGGUGAUCUUGCUUAUUACUUGACUUGAUUGAUAGCAGACGAUGGAGAGCGUGGUUCUUUUAAAUGUUAUUAUGCGGGACUCGUAACCACGUUAUUUCAAAUCUCUUGUUUCUAGCUUGAAGUGACAUCAACCACCAACUUCCCUGUAAUCUAAACACAUUGUCAGAUAGGAUAGCAAUAGUUAGUAAUGGU